UCUAAAAAGAGAAAGGAAACUUUUUUCCCCUAACUGUGAAAAUGGGAAACAGAGUUUAUGUCCAAAGUAGCCUGGUUAGUUGAACUCCGAGUCUUUUGCUUGGAGAGGUGAGCAGUCAUCCGAGUGGAAACAUGAAGGAGGCAAGCUCACAAGACAGACAGGAAAGUGGAAACAAGACACCAAAGGGUAUGCACGAGACAGGAGGGGAGCGCUCGGGACUUAGAACUGCUUUCGUUUAGGGGUCCCAUCUCCAGUCUCUGCAACAGUGGGCCUUGAGCUAAUUUUUGAAGAAUAAAGAAAUAAGUGAGUGUGUGAACUAUUGGUGCAGGAGGGCAUGGGGAAACACCAUUAACUGCUAUUAGUGACUGUGGUAGGUUUGUUAGACAUUUAAAAGUUUUCUUCUUUCCCUAGUCCCAGCUCUUUUCAUCAUGUGUUUCUGUUUUCCUGAGAAAAGGGAGAAAGGUAAUGUUUUUCUUAGGCCAAACCACUGAUAGGUGACCCAACUUGCCCUAAUAUUUAUGGGUCCUCCCUAGAGACCUCAGAUGCACUGGAGCAGAGCAGUAAAGGCAAAGGAACAAAUGUUCCCCUUGCCAACUGGAAAUGCUUGAGGAGACAAUCCAUUAAGAAGCCUGGCCCUGCCUCCAGCAAACACCACCUUCCUGUGGGCAGUGCACACGGGUGACCUUCACAACCCACAGCCAGAGCCUGGAACAGAAGAGACAGUCUGGGGCAAUCAAGCGUCAUCAGGUUUUCCCACCUCCCCUCUCACUAAAAUGCACCACCCCCGUUCUUUCCGCCGGGGCAGCCAUCUUCCAGUAACUCGCCAAAACGACGAACACUAAAGGAAAGAGGAGAGGUACUCGGUAUAUGUUCUCUAGACCUUUUAGGAAACAUGGAGUCGUUCCUUUGGCCACAAACAUGCGAAUCUACAAGAAGGGUGAUAUUGUAGACAUCAAGGGAAUGGGCACUGUUCAAAAAGGAAUGCCCCAUAAGUGUUACCACGGCAAAACCGGAAGAGUCUACAAUGUCACCCAGCAUGCCGAGGGCAUCAUUGUAAACAAGCAAGUUAAAGGCAAGAUUCUGGCCAAGAGGAUCAAUGUGCGGAUUGAGCACAUCAAGCACUCAAAGAGCAGAGACAGCUUCCUGAAGCGGGUGAAGGAGAACGAUCAGAAGGAAAAGGAAGCCAAAGAGAAGGGCACCUGGGUUCCGCUGAAGCGCCAGCCUGCGUCACCCAGAGAAGCCCACUUUGUGAGGACUAACGGAAAGGAGCCUGAGCUGCUGGAGCCCAGUCCAUACGGAUUCAUGGCCUAAUGUACACAAAGGAAAGGAAGGAUCUGGACUGCAAAGUCAAAAAACAAAACAAACAAACAAAAAAAGCACACCCCCCCCUUAUCUCCCCCAAGAAAAGAGAAGGACACCAGGCCAACACAGGCACAAGAUACACUAAGACCAGGCCCAAACCUUCACAUCAAGGCUGGACAAGGCAACCCAGUAGGAGGAAAGGGCACCCAAGAGCAGGCAAAAGAGUCCCACUCUUAGGAGUCCCACAAAACCACCAAGCUAACAGCCAUAACAUACACACAGAGGAUGAAGCACAGACCUACGUAGGAUCCAUGAUUGCAACUUCAGUUUCCCUGAGCCCCUACGAGCCCUGCUUAGUUGAUUCCACAAGCUGAGUUCUCCCAAAGUCCUCAACUCCUCUGGCUCCUCUUACAGUUCUUUCCCCCCACUUCUAUGGGAUUCCCCAAGCUCCAAGUGAGGGAUUCAAUGGAGACCUCCAAGUUGGUAUCUCUCUCAACAUAACAUUUAACUAUGAGUCUCUGUAUCCAUUCCCAUCCGCUGCAUUAGGAAGCCUCUCUGAGGAAGACGGGACUAGGCAUUGAUCUGUAAGUAUAGUAGAACAUUAUAGUAGUAAUCAUU
Messenger RNA from Rattus norvegicus (Norway rat), 1920 nucleotides. NCBI's taxonomy places the organism in Eukaryota, Metazoa, Chordata, Mammalia, Rodentia, Muridae. The record is from RefSeq and is a predicted model, not a curated record.